UUAAAUAAAUCUUUCUAAACAUGUGGCACAUUAAAUUCAUUUCGGUGUUUAUUUUAUUAUGACUAGAAGAAAUUUUGGGUUGUUUGCCCAAUAUUCAAAAUUACUAUUUAUUAUCCAAUCGAACUAUAACUAUAACUAAUUCCAAUUUUCCUGAAUUGAUGGUCACAAGGGAAGAAUGUAUAUAUUAUGUAAAAGCACCAGUUAAUCAUUUUAUCGAAAUGAACUGUCACUUCAAAAUGAUUCCUGAUGCAUGCAGUUCAAUGUUUAUUUUGACCUCCGAAGAUGGUGAUUUAAAAUUUCGUGAUGCUGAUCGUUUUUGCCGUUCGGGCAGAUUUACCAAAAUGUCAAGUUUUCAAUAUUUUGCCUUGAAGUUGUAUUUUAAUGAUGAAUCAAGUUCAGAAAGGCAACAAAAACUUAAAAUCACUUGCGAGGCAAAGGCAGUGACUCGUUCUGAGGCCUGUGAUUGCGGUUGGUGCGCCCCGCCCGACCUCGAUAUACGAAUAGGCAAUGGUCGAAAUGCAAGCAAAAAUGAGUUUCCCUUCUUGGUGGCUAUACAGGAAAUUGGUUCUUAUAUCAAAAUAUUUUGUGGCGGGAGUAUUGUGAGUAAUCGUCAUAUAGUGACAGCAGCUCAUUGUACGAAACGACAGCCGCUCGCAAAUAACUUGAUGGCUCUGGUGGGUGCUCACGAUCUCAACGCUAAAUCCAAAUAUGUCCGUAAACAUUCCAUAUCUCUUAUUAUCAAUCAUCCAAAUUAUGUAGAAGAUUACAAUGAUAUAGCUCUGUUAUUGACACGGACCUCCAUGGAAUGGUCAUGGGGCGUGGCACCCGUUUGUCUACCCUUCUUGGAUACCGAAAAUUCAUUUGUUGAACACCCUGUAGAGAUUGCUGGUUGGGGUUCAGUGAAAUUCGGUGGUCCCACAUCGGAUACAUUACUAAAAGCAAAUCUAUUCGUUCUUGAAAAUGACAGGUGUAACAUUUAUUACAAUAAUACCAUAGAGGACAAUCAACUAUGCACUACUGAUCGUUCGGAACAAGGUAUGGACUCCUUGCAAAUGGAUUCGGGAGGCCCAGUCAUAUUGCGUCAACGUGAUCGCAUGUUUCUGGUAGGUAUCAUCAGCUAUGGGAAAAUUUUUGAACAAGGCAUAACCCUUGGCAUCAAUACACGCAUUACAUCCCAUCUUGAUUGGAUUCAAAGCCAUGUGAAAAAUCCAAUUUGUGUGCGUUAGUGAAAAAAAAAGAACGGUUAGCUGGAGAUGUGAUUCAUUCUCUUUUACAUAAAACGCGACUUGCGCCUAAUUUAAUUCCUUAAAUUUGGUCUUAUAAAUUUAAUUUAUUCCUAACAUAGCUUUGCUUAAUCCUAUAAAAAGGUUCUUCUUCCCAAAUUAGUUUAACAAGUGCUCUCAUCUGAUUUUAUUGAUUUGAAGAAGAUUCUAAAUUAUGUUUCUACUUUAUAAACAUACCAAAUUUUGGACCAAA
Messenger RNA from Drosophila willistoni, 1476 nucleotides. RefSeq names its product venom serine protease. The record is from RefSeq and is a predicted model, not a curated record. Lineage: Eukaryota; Metazoa; Arthropoda; Insecta; Diptera; Drosophilidae. Gene Ontology annotation, biological process: proteolysis. The transcript is spliced from 4 exons. Gene Ontology annotation, molecular function: serine-type endopeptidase activity. Bases 159 to 1226 code for a protein of 355 amino acids.